Labrus mixtus (cuckoo wrasse) is the source of this 3476-nucleotide messenger RNA. RefSeq names its product SIM bHLH transcription factor 1a (gene sim1a). The record is from RefSeq and is a predicted model, not a curated record. Gene Ontology annotation, biological process: regulation of transcription by RNA polymerase II. The transcript has 12 exons. The coding region runs from base 415 to 2706 and encodes 763 amino acids. Gene Ontology annotation, molecular function: RNA polymerase II transcription regulatory region sequence-specific DNA binding; DNA-binding transcription factor activity, RNA polymerase II-specific; protein dimerization activity. NCBI's taxonomy places the organism in Eukaryota, Metazoa, Chordata, Actinopteri, Labriformes, Labridae.
AAAAUCAGUCAGACUGAAGAAAUGUGGGAGCCGGGCUUUAUGGAGAAUCUGUUCGGAGAUAAUUAAACUCAACAGGCGUCAGUUCAGAGGAGAGUUGUCUACGAUGAGGUAUGAUGGACCCAAGUGUGCGGUGAGCCCUCCAACAGGCUGACCAAAACGCAAACAAUAAUUUAAAAAAAAUAGUCCUGCAGAAAUCCAGGAAUUACGCAUCCUGCUCGUCGAUAUCCAACAGGAACAUCUGGAAAUAUGGGAGUGUGUUCACGCAUCUGCAGUUGUGGAUUUUAGGCCGACCGAGCAGAGGAGGAGAUUUAACCGUGAGGAGCUCCCGGUAGGAUGAGACAACCGGGCAGAGAGUGACGGCAAAACCCGGAACUGACAGAGAGUAGAAUAAAAAAAAAAAUUACUAACACAAAGAUGAAGGAGAAAUCUAAAAACGCGGCCCGGACUCGACGGGAAAAAGAAAACAGUGAGUUUUAUGAACUGGCCAAACUGCUGCCGCUGCCCUCCGCCAUCACCUCCCAGCUGGACAAAGCGUCCAUCAUCCGGCUGACCACCAGCUACCUGAAGAUGAGGAUCGUGUUCCCUGAAGGUCUGGGGGAGUCCUGGGGUCACGUGAGCCGCAGCUCUCUGGAUGGAGUCACUCAGGAGCUUGGCUCACACCUCUUACAGACGUUAGACGGCUUCAUUUUCGUGGUGGCUCCAGACGGUAAAAUAAUGUACAUAUCAGAGACGGCAUCGGUCCACCUGGGCCUGUCACAGGUCGAGCUGACGGGAAACAGCAUCUAUGAAUACAUCCACCCAGCAGACCACGAUGAAAUGACGGCCGUCCUCACAGCACACCAGCCUUACCACUCACACUUUGUCCACGAAUAUGAGAUGGAGCGCUCCUUCUUUCUGAGGAUGAAAUGUGUCCUCGCUAAAAGAAACGCUGGUCUCACCUGUGGAGGAUACAAGGUGAUCCACUGCAGCGGCUACCUGAAGAUCCGUCAGUACAGCCUGGACAUGUCUCCAUUCGACGGCUGCUAUCAGAACGUCGGGCUGGUGGCCGUCGGUCACUCUCUGCCGCCGAGCGCUGUCACAGAAAUCAAACUGCACAGCAACAUGUUCAUGUUCAGAGCCAGCCUGGACAUGAAGCUCAUCUUCCUCGACUCACGGGUUGCAGAGCUGACAGGAUAUGAACCUCAGGAUCUGAUCGAGAAGACUCUGUAUCAUCACGUCCACAGCUGCGACUCCUUCCACCUGCGCUGUGCUCAUCACUUGUUGCUGGUCAAAGGCCAGGUCACCACCAAGUACUACCGUUUCCUGGCCAAGCCUGGCGGCUGGGUCUGGGUUCAGAGUUAUGCAACCAUCGUCCACAACAGCCGCUCAUCGAGACCUCACUGCAUCGUCAGUGUCAACUACGUUCUCACGGAGACUGAAUAUAAAGGCCUCCAGCUUUCUCUGGACCAGACAACAUCCAAGGCCUCUUUCCCCUACGGCACCAGCACCACCGGCAGCCUCCCAGAGACCUGCAGAACCCCCAAGAGCCGAGUAUCCCGACCCAAGACCAAAACUAGACUCUCGCCAUACACACAGUAUCCCAGCUUCCAGACAGAGCGAUCAGAGUCAGACCAGGACAGUCCGUGGGGCAGCAGCCCCCUCACAGACUCCGCCUCCCCUCAGCUGCUGGAGCACAGUGACGGACUGGACGCCUCCUGUGUGUACAGACAGUUUUCUGAUCCUCGAACUCUCUGCUACAGCUUGUCCGAGGGGCAGCAUCACACCAGCAGCGACGGCUACACACACCUCCACGCUCAUGGUCAGGGUCAGAGCUGCGAGAGGGGUCGAUGUGAGGCGGGCCGAUAUUUUCUCGGAGCUCCUCCGUCUGGCAGGGAUGCGUGGUGGGGAACCGCCUGCUCCGUCCUACCUUUGAGUAAAAGCUCCUUGGAGAACCACGAGGGAUAUGACAGCAGCACGCCUCACAUCACAGCCAUCCACAGCUACCAUGGCCGGGGCCACUGGGACGAGGACAGCGUCGUCAGCUCUCCAGACGGAGGCUCGGCCAGUGACUCAGGGGAUCGUUACCCAGCCGACCACUACCACUGCAGCCCCCAGCAACCCAGCAAGAUCGAGACGCUGAUCCGAGCAACGCAGCAGAUGAUCAAGGAGGAGGAGAACCGGCUGCAGUCGCGUAAGGGCCUUCUGGAUACCACUUUUGGGCCAGCCAAUGGACUUCCCAAAGGCCCUGGACCUUGCUUAACUCCAGAGUUUACUCAAGGGUCUCUCCCACUACAGAGCGCUGUGUGUCGAGGUUUAAGUCAGGUGAGCAGCCCUGCGCCUAGCCCGGUCCCCAUUUCUAGGCUCAGCAGCCCGGGGUCUGAGCGCCUCAACAAGCCCAAAGACUACCUCCAGACGGACCUGUCCCCGCUUUCUUUGCCAUUACACCCCCCGUUCGGUCGGCCGGGCGCGUGCUCAGCUUCCCCGACCCCAGCACCAGCCCUCUACCCCUCCUACAGCCACCCACGGCCCUACUUGGACAAACACACAGCCUACUCCCUGACAGGCUAUACCCUGGAGCACCUGUAUGACCCAGAGAACCUCCGGGGUUACUGCUCCUCCGCCAGCACAGGCCCCACCCACUACGAUAUGACCCCUCACCUCCGCAUGCCGGCGGAGCAGACCUCCGGACACAAAGGCACCUCCGUCAUCAUCACCAACGGCAGCUAGCGCUCAUCUCAAACACCCUGUGGGACUGUUUCACACCGCUAACAACAUGAAGCCAUCUUCAGAAGUUAGCUUGUUUCUUCAUCAUACUGAUCAAUGCUCAGCCAAACCUUUUACUUAUUUGGGGGUCUAAAUGAUUGACAGGAACAAAAAGUGUCAUCGUGUUUCUCAGCCUCAGCUGGCGGCAGGAUUUGGUUCUUUAAGGAAAAUAGAAUUGUACUCUUUUCACAAGAAUAGCAACGUUACCUGGCAGAGUGUAGGACUCUCUGGUUCAUCACUGAAACUAUCUGUAAGAUAGUGAGAGACUUUUGGGGUUACAGUCAGUUAUUUUGGCUCCAACACAACAUUUGUGGAACACACAAUAACACCAACAAGCUAACUGACUGAGGCAGCAGCAGCAGGCCAGAAGGGUAGAUUACAUCCAUUUUCACACAUGCAGCUCUAAAAAUAGCUUCACAACUUCAGGUAGACUGCCACUAAAACCUCAACGAGUUGCUUGUUCACACAUGCACCUCACAGGGGGAGACGAUCCUGCUGUGGAGUCUCAAGAGGCUGGACAUGAUCUGAAAAGACAGACGUGGAAAUGGGUGAUAAAGCAACAGGGUCCAAGGCUUAAUUCUACAAAUUCUACAUUCUCAAAGAGCGGAGAAGAGCAUACAUGUGAACAGAAAACAUAAUGAAGCAGUUUCAUGAUACUGUAUGUGCACAGAGAUCACACCGGUCGCGUGCAUACAGUCUAUGGCCGCGUGCCGGUUGCAGGAUAUUAAUGUCAU